CUCCUCCACCACCACCUCCUCCUCCAGCCAACAGCCUCCACCACCAGCACCACUUUGCAUCUGGCAGCAGGAGGGAAGCCCCACAUCUGGCUGUCACUGUAGCGCUCGUGCACCGCGGCAUGUCCCUACUCACCACACUGGACACAGGAAUAGGGUAUUUUUUUGUUUCAAGACAAGGCUACACGAACAAUGUCCGAGGUACGGAAAUUCACCAAGCGGCUCAGCAAGCCGGGCACGGCGGCGGAGGUCCGGCAGAGUGUGUCAGAGGCGGUUAGGACGUCCGUGAUAGUGGAGAAGCCAAAGAUCAUCGAGCCCCUGGACUACGAGGCGGUGGUCUUCCAGAGGAAGGCCCAGAUCCACAGCGACCCCCACAGAGACCUGCUGCUUUGCCCUGUCGACGAUGUCUCGGAGUCCCAGGUGUCUCGCCAGAGGAGGACGGUGGUUCCCACGGUACCCCAGAAUGCAGAGCGGGAGGCCAGGAGCCUGUUCGCCAAAGAGUGCAUCAAGAUGUACAACACCGACUGGCACGUCAUCAACUACAAAUAUGAGGCCUACUCCGGAGAUUUCCGUAUGCUGCCAAGCAAAGGCCUGAAGUCUGACAAGCUGCCCUCCCACGUGUUUGAGAUCGAUGAAGACGCCAAAGACGAGGUGAGUCAGCCACAGCAGCAGACUUCCAGCGAAUUCUGCCGGAAACGCAAGUUCUCCAAAAUAAGUAAAAGAUCUCGACUUGAGUCUUGUCCCGCACCCGCUGCCCAUGAUUCCCGCCUCUCUUCGUGUCCGUCCUCCUCACCCUCCCACCAUCGUCUGUCUCUCACUCUCUCACUCUCUCCUCCCCCCCUCCCUCCCCUCCAGGGCAUCUUCUCGGUGACCAACCCCCACGCAGACAUCUUCCUGGUGGCGCGCGUGGAGAAGGUCCUUCAGAACGGCAUCACGCACUGCGCCGAGCCGUACCUCAAGACCUCCGACGCCGCCAAGACGGCCCAGAAGGUCUUGAAGGCAGCUAAGCUGACGUGCCAGCGGCUGGGCCAAUACCGCAUGCCCUUUGCCUGGGCAGCCAAACAGGUGUUUAAAGACGCCCAGGGUGGUCUGGACAUGGAUGGGAAGUUCUCUCCGCUCUAUCGUCAGGACAGCAGCAAGGUGUCAACAGAUGACAUCAUCAAGCUGCUGGCUGACAUCAGGAAGCCGGAGAAGAGUAAGCUGCAGGUCAUCCCUGGACAGCUCAACGUCACCAUCGAGUGCGUCCCCCCAGACCUCUCAAACACGGUGACCUCCUCCUACAUCCCGGUGAAGCCCUAUGAAGAGGGCUGUGAGCGGGUGUCCCUGGAGAUGGACGAGUUCCUCCCGGAGGAGGCCCGCUACAACUACCCCUUCUCCACCUACAAGAACCACCUGUACGUCUACCCCCUGCAGCUCAAGUACGACAACCAGAAGACCUUCGCCAAGGCCAGGAACCUGGCUGUCUGCGUCCAGUUCCGGGACUCUGAUGAGGAGGGUGCCUCUCCUCUGAAGUGCAUCUACGGCAAGCCAGGGGAGACGCUGUUCACGGGCAGUGCCUACGCGGCCGUCCUGCACCACAACCAGAGCCCUGAGUUCUACGAUGAGAUCAAGAUCGAGCUCCCGGUGCACGUGCACGAAAAGCACCACCUCCUGUUCACCUUCUACCACGUCAGCUGUGAGUUCAGCAGCAAGACGGCCACCAAGCGGCGGGAGGGGGUGGAGACCCUGGUGGGCUACUCCUGGAGCCCCCUGCUGAAGGACGGGAGGAUGCAGUCAGUGGAGAUCCAGCUGCCCGCCUCCGCCACCCUGCAGCCCGGGUACUUGGGGGCGGACCGGGCCCAGGACGCCAAGAAGUCCCAACCGGACAUCAAGUGGGUGGAGAAUGCAAAGCCGCUGUUCAAAGUGAGAACGAGAUUGGCCUCCACGAUAUACACCCAGGACCUGCAUCUCCACAAGUUCUUCCAGCACUGCCAGCUGAUGAGGAGCAGCCCUGAAGGGAACCCAGCCGAGCUCAUCAAGUACCUAAAGUGCCUACAUGCGGUGGAGACCCAGGUCAUGGUCAACUUCCUGCCCAUCAUACUGAUGCAGCUGUUCGAGGUGCUCACCACGGCAACCAAAGAAGCCCACGACGUGGCGGUCAACUCCCUCCGGGUUAUCAUACACAUAGUAUCCAGGUGUCAGGAGGAGGGGCUGGAACACUACCUGCGCUCCUUUCUCAAGUAUGUGUUUGUGACAAAUUGCUCCACAACCGUGAGCUCCGCCACCACGCAUGAGGUGCUGGCAACUGCCGUCACCGCCAUUCUCAGGCAGACAGCCGACGUCAACACCAGCAACAAGCUGCUCAAGUACUCCUGGUUCUUCUUUGAGACCAUGGCCAAAUCCAUGGCCCAGUUCCUGCAUCAGGGAAGCCGCAUUAAGAUGCCGCGCAGCCAGCGGUUUCCAGACAGCUUCAACCAGGCGCUGCAGUCCCUGCUGCUGUCCAUCAUGCCCCACAUCACCAUCCGCCACGUGGAGGUCCAAGAGGAGGCCCGCUGCAUCAACCUAAGCCUGGCCGUCUUCAUCAAGAGGUGCCUCUCCUUCAUGAACAGAGGUUUUGCCUUCAGCCUGAUCAACGACUACAUGUGUGGCUUCACCCUGCAUGAUCCCAGGGUGCUGACGGAGAUGAAGUUUGACUUCCUGAUGACGGUUGGAAACCACGAGCACUUCAUACCACUUAACCUGCCCAUGGCCUUCGGACGCACCAAGCUGCAGAGGGUGCAAGAUUUAAUUUCGUACGCCUCGGAGAUGUUUGGCACAGUAGACCAGAACCUGGAGUGCAGCCUGACCGAGGACUACUGCCGGAACCACUUCCUGGUGGGCCUGCUGCUGCGCGAGGUGGCGAGCGCCCUGCAGCAGCAGCGCAGCGCCGAGGUGCGGCAGGUCGCCGUGGCAACCCUCAAGAACCUGCUGGUCAAGCACGCGGCCGACGACCGCUACACCAUCUACAAGAACCAGCAGGCCCGUAUCUGCCUGCUGUAUCUUCCCCUCGUGGAGCUGCUGUACCAGAACCUCAAACAGCUGUCGGCACCAACCUUCACCGCAAGCCCUGGGACGGGACUCAACGGCUCCAGGGAUGACCUCAUAUCCUCCUCCGGGUCGGUGGACAGCAGGAGAAUUAGCACGGCCAUCGACCGAGACCACGGUUUACUAGCUCAGAACGGCCUACUGGUUAGGAGGGAGGACUCUCGCGGCUCUCUGUUCAUGGACCCCGGAACCCCUGACAGCACAGAGCUCCAGAGGAGGGGCUCCGCCAUUACCGGCAGCCCGCUGGUGGCUGCCGGUCGGCUUGGUCAGUACGAGGUCAAGGGCCUCCUGCUCUGCUUCCUCCACAUCCUCAGGACACUCUCAGAGGACACACUGCUGGCUUACUGGAACAAGGUGAACCCCCAGGAUGUGAUGAACUUCCUCAGUCUACUGGAUACUCCUAUCAGUCUGAAGCAGGAUUGUCUCGCUUCCCUGGGUAAUGAUGUUGUUCAUGCUGAUAGGGACACGGUGAUACGUCAGUCUGGUAUCAGGCUACUGUACCAUGCUCUGUGCACUCCCAUUUCAAAUCUAAAGAAUAUUGACACUAACGGUCCCUGCAACGCACUGACGUGUGUCCAAGUCAAUGUCCAAUGUCUGCUUGCUGGCCAUAAAGCCAUAAAAGCGCUAUCUGAUUGGCUAUCUGUGUUUAAUUGCCCAGAGCUGUUUCCGAGCGGGCUGGCGCCGUUCAAGAAGGUGACGUUCAACAUCGACGAGGAGGCCGCGAUGAAGGAGGACUCGGGCAUGCAGGACGUGUACUACACCGAGGAGGUGCUGGUGGAGCAUCUGGAAGCCUGCGUGGAGGCCCUCUGGAAGGCGGAGCGCUACGAGCUCAUCACCCACGUAGCCAAGCUCAUCAUCCUCUACGAGAGGCGCCACGAGCUCAUGAAACUCAGUCGCCUGUACGAGACGCUCACCAGGGCCUACAACAAGAUCAUGGAGGUGAUGCAGUCUGGCCGCAGGCUGUUGGGCACCUACUUCAGGGUGGCCUUCUACGGACAGGGUUUCUUUGAGGAGGAGGACGGUAAGGAGUACAUCUAUAAGGAGCCCAAGCUCACGGGCCUGUCGGAGAUCUCCCAGCGCCUCCUCUCCCUCUACGGAGACAAGUUUGGUGCAGAGAACGUCCAGAUCAUCCAGGACUCCAACAAGGUCAACCCCAAGGAGCUGGACCCCAAGUUGGCGUACGUCCAGGUGACCUUCGUCAAGGCCUACUUCGAGGAGAAAGAGGCGCCGGAGAAGAAGACGGCGUUCGAGAAGUGCCACAACAUCAACCGCUUCGUGUUCGAGACGCCUUACACGCUGACGGGGAAGAAGCACGGCGGCGUGGAGGAGCAGUGCAAGAGGCGCACCGUCCUCACCACCUCCAACACCUUCCCCUACGUGAAGAAGCGGGUGGAGGUGGUGUCCGAGCGGCAGGUGGAGCUGAAGCCGGUGGACGUGGCCAUCGACGAGAUGCGAGCGCGCACGGCCGAGCUCACCAAGCUGUGCUCCAGCCCCGAGGUGGACAUGAUCAAGCUGCAGCUCAUCCUGCAGGGCUGCGUCUCUGUGCAGGUGAACGCCGGCCCCAUGGCCUAUGCCAGGGCCUUCCUGGACGACAGCAGAACCAACCAGUCUGCCAGCAAGAAGGCCAAGGAGCUGAAGGACAUAUUCAGGCGUUUCGUGGAGGCGUGCAGCAUAGCGCUGGACAUGAACGAGCGCCUGAUCAAGGAGGACCAGUUUGAGUACCAGGAGGGCCUGAAGUCCAACUUCAAGGACAUGGUGAAAGAGCUGUCUGACAUCAUCCACGAAGAGAUCUACCCAGAGGACAUGCGCUCGCUGCUGCAGGACUCCCUCCACGUGUUCAGUGCCAUCAGUGGGACCACCAGCGCGGAGCUGGGCUAGGCGCCACCACACCCAGACACUCCUCCCACCCCCUCUCCUCCGCCCACCCCCCAUUCCUCUCAGUCCCCCCCUCUGUGUUUGGUCCUGGCUCACACACUCUGCCCUCUUCCGCUGCGACUCAAGACUCCGCCCCCUGACAGGCUCCGCCCCCUGGCAGACCCCGCCCCCUGGCAGACCCCAACCCCUGGCAGACACGUGUCCGCAGUGGGGGUCAUCCGCCUCAGGCUGGCGCGCUUCGCUUGGGCCAUGCGGCCAAAGCGACGGCGGUUUCGACGAAGGGACCACAACGGGACACAUGCUGGUGUUAUGGCGUUCAGCGCAGUAUUGAGCGUAUGGAUGUUCCUGAGAGCUGACGCCCCCAGGACUCAGUGACAGGGUGGUAUGAGGGACCGAUUUCGCAAUCAGGUUUAGCCGUCGGAGGGAGUAGCCAUGUUUAAAAAAUUAUUGAUUUGAACACAUUUUAGAUUUUAAAGAAAGAGACAUAUUUCAUAUGAGUCAGUUUGAACAUUGCUCAGUGGGCUUCGGUGCAAACAAUAAAGAAAAACAAACACAGCAUGUGAGUGCAACAAAGUCAGUAGUAUAGAGAACGUAGGCUGGGUUUCAGGCAGCUCAACUGUUCUUUAGGGUGUAGCUCAGUAGCUGGUGCAUACUCGCAUCCCAAACCAAGGUGUAAACGUACAGAUAGUUUGCUUAUAAUUCUGUGCCUUUCCGCUGCCUUCUGAACGGGCAGGUCUAAUUAUAGAAAUCGAUUCUCACUCAGUUCUCACUCAGUAUUUCACAAGUGCUACACUGAAACAAUGCCAAUCAAUGGAUAGUAAUCAAUUGUACAUAAUGUAUUGCCAUCAUGUAAAUUAAAUUCUGUGAAUGAGGUAUCUAUGUAUUUAUAUUUUUAACAUCCACCUGACCAUGGAUGCACUUGUCAAUUUUGCAUUCGGAUGCAUUGUAUGCCUAGUGCAGAUGCUUGUCAAAUAGACAUAUUGUAAAGACAUUAACUAAACAAUGUUUUGAAAUUA
Molecule: messenger RNA, 5951 nt
Organism: Gadus macrocephalus (Pacific cod)
Lineage: Eukaryota; Metazoa; Chordata; Actinopteri; Gadiformes; Gadidae
Gene: dock11
Product: dedicator of cytokinesis 11
Biological process (GO): positive regulation of filopodium assembly; small GTPase-mediated signal transduction; positive regulation of GTPase activity
Molecular function (GO): guanyl-nucleotide exchange factor activity
Source: RefSeq, a predicted model, not a curated record